Molecule: messenger RNA, 1364 nt
Organism: Musa acuminata subsp. malaccensis (wild Malaysian banana)
Lineage: Eukaryota; Viridiplantae; Streptophyta; Magnoliopsida; Zingiberales; Musaceae
Product: putative glutamine amidotransferase GAT1_2.1
Cellular component (GO): cytosol
Molecular function (GO): hydrolase activity, acting on carbon-nitrogen (but not peptide) bonds, in linear amides
Source: RefSeq, a predicted model, not a curated record
AGGAGCAGAGAUGGAUUCGUCCGACUUGUUUCGAAUCCUUCCCCGAGUUCUCAUCGUCUCUCGCCGGACCGUUCGCAAGAACAAGUUCGUCGACUUCGUCGGAGUGUACCAUCUUGAUCUUAUUGUGGCCUACGGCGCUGUCCCGGUCAUCGUGCCGCGAGUCGGUGGCAUACACAUGCUGCUGGAGAGCUUCGAGCCGAUACAUGGCGUGCUCCUCUGCGAGGGGGAGGACAUCAACCCUGCGCUCUACGGUGCAGCUGAUUUCUCCGGUCUAUCGCUCGAGGAGAUCGAGGAGGUCCGCCGCCUCCACGCCAGCGACACCGCCAUCGACCACGAAAAGGACUCGAUCGAGCUCUGGCUUGCCAGGCUCUGCCUCGAGCGCAACAUCCCCUUCCUCGGCAUUUGCCGGGGCUCGCAGGUCCUCAACGUCGCUUGCGGCGGCACAUUGUACCAGGACAUCGAGAAGGAGAUGGCGACCGAGUGUGAGGAGGGGAACGCCACAGUUCACAUCGAUUACUCUGACUAUGACGGGCACCGGCAUCCGGUGAGGGUGGUUGAGAACUCCCCGCUGCAUGCUUGGUUUCGGGACUCGUUGGAGGAGGCGAAGACGGAGAUCUGGAUGAACAGCUAUCACCACCAGGGGGUGAAGAGAUUGGCGGAUCGGUUCGUUCCGAUGGCGUUUGCAAGGGAUGGCUUCAUCGAGGGGUUCUACGAUCCUGUUGCUUACAACCCUGAGGAGGGGAAGUUCAUCAUGGGCUUGCAGUUCCAUCCUGAGCGCAUGAGACGGCCUGGAACAGAGGAGUUCGAUUAUCCAGGAUGCCCUGCUGCUUAUCAGGAGUUUGUGAAGGCAGUGAUCGCAUACCAGAGGAAGGUUAGCAGCACAGCCGACAUCGAGAAUUGCCAGAGGCUGGGUGAGGAAAUGGAGGAGAAAAGGAAGAACAUCGUUCGGAGCUUCUCACUUGCAAAGCAUGUGUACGUUUCUAAGCAGGAGAUGCCUCCGGCGAAAGAACAAGACCUCCAAGUAGGAGCCGAAUUCCUCGAGGCAAAUGCGGCACUGAACCCCCAGCAGGAGAAGAGGCUGAAGCAGAUGGGAGCUACGGUGAGGAACGCGUCGUUCUAUCUCGAGAAGAUGAAGAUGAACGAGGCGAGGAAGACGGCAGCAAGGAUUACGAUGGAGAAGAUGUCCAUCGAGCAGUUGUCGGAACUGCAUUCCUUCUAUCACAUGAUGGGCAAGAUAUGCUCAGAGGUGAUCGACAAAAAGCUGGAGGCAACUUGAGCUUGAAGAGAUGAGUGACAGAAGAGAUCUUUGAUAUAAGACUAUGAUAUUGUCAAAUAUGGAGUGAUAAUUUUACAUUCCAUCAAUC